Moesziomyces antarcticus is the source of this 3039-nucleotide messenger RNA. RefSeq lists its product as uncharacterized. Bases 1 to 3039 code for a protein of 1012 amino acids. The record is from RefSeq and is a predicted model, not a curated record. Lineage: Eukaryota; Fungi; Basidiomycota; Ustilaginomycetes; Ustilaginales; Ustilaginaceae. The transcript has a single exon.
AUGCCUUCCGAGGAUCCGCCAGCACAACACCCUCAGGAGCGAGAAGAGCACCCUUCGGAAAGCUCAUCGUCCGUAUCGGGCCCUUCCGAAUCGCACGAAUCUUCACAUGAAAACGUCCCGGCUUCUGCGCAGGAACCAGAAAGCGAAUCGCUCGCUGAUCCGGAAGACGCUUCUGAUCAACACGAGACAAUCGCUUCUGCCCAACCUGAGACUGAUCAAGACAAUGAGGAGUCCAGUGGCGGGGAGGACGCCGGCGAUGAUACCGCCGACGGCGAUAUCUCUAUGGCCCAAUCAGCGUCGUCAAGGCAAAGCGCGCCUUCCCACCGUCGCGUCGACUCGGUGCCACCGAAAAAGUAUAACGUCGACGAAGGAGCAGCCAACGGCCUGGCAGCAUCUUUAGCCGCAACCUCGCUCCACUCCGCCAUCGCAGAAGACGACGAGGAGGCCGAUAUCUCCUUCUCGCGUCAUGUUGAUCUCACCGAGCCUCAGCUGGAUCACAGCAUCCCAGCCCAGCAGCAGGAUGUGGAGGCGGAAUCCCUUCACGCUCCUACUCCCAUUGACAAAGCAGACCUCAACUUUGUCGACAUCACACUCGACGCCCCGGAGGCGGAACUCUCGGUCACGGACACUGCAUCGGCCUCUCUCCAUCCUCUGGCAUCUUCUGCGAGAACUGCUGAGCAGAUCCGCCGUGACAGCGUCUCCAGCCACGACGUGGCCGCCCUGUCCUCGGCGCCCUCGGCAUCGCCGAAACAAGCAAACGAGACCGCACCCGCUCCCGCCACUCUGUCGGCACAUAUCCAGCUGAGUCCUCCGUUGAGUCCCGAUCCGGACAGCACCUCACGGAGCCUCGACAGCCCGUCGGCCAGCCGCAGCGUUGAGGGACGCUACCGUGGCCGUAGAAGCGCUGCGUCCAGCCGAGCCGCAAGCCCUACGCGGUCUCCCAGCCGCAGUCCUUCGCGUCGCACCUCCUUUGUCGUGUCAAACGCCCACGAUCCUCACCCAGAGGGAAAUGACCCGACUCUCAGACCUCAAGUCCCGGCAAGCUCUGCUCCAGUCCUGCUGGCAGCAGACGAGGACGGCAACAUCAGCGUCGUCCCGGACGUCCCGCUCAGCCCCCGCACCAUUCCGGAGGCACUGCCACGGGAACAGGACCGCGAUUCCGGAUUGUCAUCACAACAAGCCGCCUCAGGGCAAGGGCCCAGCCAAGGGCAUGCUGUUGCUGGGCGCGGGGCCACAUCGCUGUCCGAAGAAGUGGACGCCGCUGAGGCUGCUGAAGCUGUUGAAGCAGCCAAGGAUGCCGAUUCGAAAGCUGACGCCAGCAAUGACGCCUCUCUGACCGUGCCGCCUGCGGGCAGCAACGCUUCUGCGUCACCAGGACUGACGGAUAAAGCAGAUCAAGUCGAUACCUCCAAACGUCGAAAGUCGUCGUUUGCCAGCAACGCCUCCAACGACCCGGUCGAGUCGAGAACCCGCAUGACUACGCUUCCUGCCAAGUCCAAGGGCGAGGAGAUCAAGCACCGUGCCGACUUUGAGCGCAUGAUGAUGGCCGCAAAGGAAAUCGAGCGCAAGAAGCGCGAAGAGGACGAAGAGCGAAAGCGCCGGCGUCAGGACGAGCAGCGCCAGGCACUCGGUCGAUGGGAGAAGGAGAUCCUGCCCUCGUGGUCGCGAGCGCGCAAGGACCCCGAGCUUUCCAAAUUGUGGUGGCAGGGUGCGCCGCCGAGCAUCCGCGGACGUGUCUGGGCCCUGGCCAUCGGCAACCCGCUCAUGCUGCCGCGCAACUUGCUCGAGCAGACCGAGCGGAAAGCAGCUGGUGGCGGUGGCAGCGCAGGUGGGCAGACGAUCCCGCCGCGAGUCCAACAUCAGAUCGAGGAGGACACCGAACAAACCCUGCCAAGUCUCAAGCUGUUCCAGUCGAAUGGGCCGUUGCACGAGGAUCUCGUGCGGCUGUGCCGCGCGUUCGUGCUCGUGCGAAUGGAGCAAAUUUCGGAGCUGGAUGGAGCGGGAGAUGCGGAUCAAGCCGCUAGUCGGCACCAGAAUGCAAGUCCGUUGCUGAACAAGGUCGCGCUGCCCGGUACGCCAGCAUCGGGCGAGUCGGGCGAGGAACAGGCUACAUCCCACGAUGCGGAGCCCGAAGACGUCUACGCCCAGCGCGGGAUCGACGUCUACCAGCCGGGCACGUCGAGCCUGGCGGCGGUGCUGCUGAUCAACAUGCCGAUCAACACGGCGUUCAUCGCUUUGCUCAACUUGCUGCAUUCCAAGCCGUGGCUCAAGGCGCUCUACUCGCUGCUGCCGACCAAGCUAGCGGAAGGCCACUUGUCGCCGGAGGCCAAGCCUCGAGGCAAGGCGGGCAGCGCGUACGCUGUUGCGCCGAAAGAGCGCGAGAUCCGCGGCUUCGAGCGGGUGCUCGAGACGCUACUUGCGGAUCAGAUGCCCAAGGUGUACGCGAAUCUGCUGGCGCACAAUGUCAAGCUGUAUCGCGUGGUGCUGCGCGACUGGGUCUCGACGCUGUGGACGCACUGGCUGGACGUGGACACGGUGAUGCGGCUGUGGGAUGUGGUGCUGUUGGACGAGACGGAUUCGGUGAUCUACCGCGUAUGUCUGGCGCUCGUGCAGACGCUCGAGGCACGUCUGUAUGUGCCGGACAAGGACGAGCUCGAGUCGGUGCUCAAGGGCACCAACCGCGCCGCACUUGCGAUCUGGCGUCGCGACAAGCUGGCUUCGGGCCAGCUCGAUGCGCUGGUUGCCAAGCGCCAGUCGACGAGCGGCACGCCACCGACAAAGUCGACCGACUCAUUACCCGAUCCGCCUAACCAGGAAGGCGUGGCCGAGGUGGCGAUUCCAGCACGAGCAAGCUCAUUGGCGACACAGGAUGCAGCACCGCCAGAGGCACACGCAGAGCAAGACGUGGUGCCCGUAGACUACAUCUACGAGCAGUACAAUGUACAGGAGCACCACGUCUUUGACACGCUAGACGCCCAACUGCCCACCUGGAAACAGUCCACCCUCCAGCGCCUGCUCGACCGCGAACUCACAGAGUAG